Malassezia restricta is the source of this 1527-nucleotide messenger RNA. Its product is annotated as rRNA-processing protein EBP2. Lineage: Eukaryota; Fungi; Basidiomycota; Malasseziomycetes; Malasseziales; Malasseziaceae. Gene Ontology annotation, biological process: ribosomal large subunit biogenesis; rRNA processing. The record is from RefSeq and is a predicted model, not a curated record. Gene Ontology annotation, cellular component: nucleolus; preribosome, large subunit precursor; nuclear periphery. The transcript has a single exon. The coding region runs from base 1 to 1527 and encodes 508 amino acids.
AUGGCCAAAAGUCAGGCACGUCGCGCGCAGCGCGCUAAAGAUGUAGUGCCCCACGACUUGGAAGAUGAAGAAGCUUUGCACGAAGGCGAGGAUGAAGCAGGUAUUUCGCAAAAAGGACUGGAUCGAUUGAUGCGUGCUCUUGGUCCAGACAGCCUGGGAGAUAUGGACAUGGCCCUCCUCGAGCAGCUUCGAAAUGAGGAAGACGAGGAGCAGGAUGAGGAUGAGGACGAGAAUGAUGACGAGGAUGAAGAUGACGAGGAGGAGGAGAACGUUGAGAACCUCAUUGACGAUGAAGCAGAAGAUGACGUGGACGAGCAGGAGGAAGAGGAGGAAGAAGACGACGACGACGAAGAUGUUGAGGACCUCAUUGACGACGAAGCUGAAGAAGAAGACGCGGAUGAUGACGAGGAGGAUGAAGAUGACGACGAUGAAGAUGUUGAGGACCUCAUUGACGACGAAGCUGAAGAAGAAGACGUGGACGAUGAGGAGGAGGAAGACAGCGAGGGCCGCAUUGACGAUGAGUCGAAAGAAGAGGAAGAUGAGAAUUCUGUGGAAAUCGAUAAUAAGGAUGGGAAGAAUGCUUCUUCCUCUGCACCGAAAGAUUCUCUUGCCGCGAGUAUUCUGCGUAGUGGUCUUGUCCCAGACGAGGAUGACGACGACGACGAAGAAGAAGAAGAAGAAGAAGAAGAAGAAAAUGAUGAUGAAGAGGAAGAGAUUCCUCUGGACUCGCUUCCCUCGAGUGCCUCAUUGUCAGAGCAGGCACUAGCCUCGCGUCAUAACCGCAUUCGCAUUAACAACACCGAAGCCAUGCAGCGCGUCUAUGAGGACAUGAGAUUAGAUGGCCCCAGCACCUCGGGCAAAAUGCCAUGGAUUGAGACCAUGUCACUUGUGUACGAGCACGCAACGGCCGACGAGGUCCCAGAUGCCCAGAAUGAUCUCGAUCGCGAACUGUCUUUCUACCGCCAGUCACUCGCGGCGGCUAUUCGCGGCCGUGAGCUUGUGCUGGCAGCCAAAGUGUCGUUCAGUCGUCCGAAUGACUACUUUGCAGAGAUGGUCAAGACGGAUGAGCACAUGGAGCGUGUGCGUCAGCGACUCCUUGAUGAAUCGGCCAGCAUUAAAGCAUCCGAGGAUGCGAAGCGCCAGCGUGAGCUCAAAAAGUAUGGCAAGAAGAUCCAGACAGAGAAACUGUUUGAGCGGCAGCGCAGCAAGCGCGAUAUGCAAGAGAAAGUCAAUGCACUCAAGCGCAAGCGUCAGACGGGCCUGGAUAUGGACGACGACGAGUUUGAUGUGCAAUUGGAAGAAGCGCUCGGUGAGCGUAAAGCCUCUCAGCGAACACAGCGCGGUCCGAACAAGAAGCGCCAGUAUCGCGACGAAAAGUAUGGUUUCGGUGGCAAGAAGCGCCACAACAAGUCGAAUACGGCAGAAAGCACGGACCAAGUGGGUCCUUCGCGCCGCAAGCCUGGUCAGCGACCGAAGGGCGGCAAAGCCAAGCGACCGGGCAAGGCGAGGCGAGCGGCACGUCGCUAG